Messenger RNA from Theileria annulata, 1134 nucleotides. RefSeq names its product dihydroorotate dehydrogenase, mitochondrial precursor, putative. The coding region runs from base 1 to 1134 and encodes 377 amino acids. Gene Ontology annotation, molecular function: dihydroorotate dehydrogenase activity. Gene Ontology annotation, biological process: 'de novo' pyrimidine nucleobase biosynthetic process; pyrimidine ribonucleotide biosynthetic process. Gene Ontology annotation, cellular component: mitochondrial inner membrane; cytoplasm. Lineage: Eukaryota; Apicomplexa; Aconoidasida; Piroplasmida; Theileriidae. The transcript has 8 exons. The record is from RefSeq and is a predicted model, not a curated record.
AUGGGAGUUGGAGCAUACGCCUGUAUGAGGAAUCCAAACUGUCCAAUUUAUGAUGGAAUCCUUUAUGGAUUAAGAAAAUGGGUAGACCCAGAGGAUUCUCACAAACUCAGCAUCUUUUUAGCUAAAUUAGGCUUAACACCCGUAGAUUAUUCUAUUGAUCCGCCGAUUCUUUAUAAUAAUAUUAAACACAUCAAAAUAUUCAAUCCAAUAGGAAUGGCGGCUGGAUAUGAUAAAAACUGUGAAGUGGCGCUAGAAAUUUUAAGACUGGGCUUUGGAUUUAUUGAACUAGGAACUGUAUUACCGAAACCGCAACCAGGAAACCCUAAACCAAGAUUAUUUAGAUUACCAAACAAUAAAGCUUUGAUAAACUGUCUUGGCUUUAACAGCCUGGGAAUUGACACUGCGGUGGAGAACAUGAAAGCCACUAGAGCUAGGCAAAAGAAUGAUCCAUUGACAAAAGAUUCAAUUAUAGGAAUUAGUAUAGGGAAAAAUCUUAAAGGAGAAAUCUUAAGUGAUGUAUCAUAUUGCAUUCAAAAAAUAGGACUGUACUCGGAUUAUUUAUGCAUAAAUGUUAGCUCACCAAACACACCUAAUCUGAGAGAUAACCAGAAGAGAGAACCGUUGAUAAAACUGAUAAAAACUUCAAAAAAAUCUUUGGAAGAUUUGGAUAAAAGAGUAUCCGCAGAAAACUUAUCGUACAUUAAUACCACAAAAACCAAGCCUUUGUUGUUUUUUAAAAUAUCGGCACUGGAACAUAAUUUGGAUGGCCUGAUUCUAACUAACACAACUGUUAUGCGUCCAGAGAAUCUAAAAGAGGAAUUGGAAAAGGCUGGAAAUCCAAGAGGAGGCCUUAGUGGAAACCCCUUGAAAGAACAUUCAAAGAGGAUUGUAUUCGAGAUGUAUAAACUAACUAAUGGAAAGAUACCAAUAAUAGCAUGUGGAGGAAUCUCUACAGCUCAAGAUGCUCUGGAAAUGAUCGAAGCAGGAGCUUCUGUUUGUCAACUUUUUACAGGACUGGUAUAUCAUGGACCUAAGCUUCCUAGCUUAAUAAAGAAAGAUUUAGCAAACUUGUUAAACAAAAAGGGAUAUAAAAAUAUUAAAGAAGCAAUUGGUUCAGCACAUAACAAAAAAUAA